Molecule: messenger RNA, 2493 nt
Organism: Impatiens glandulifera
Lineage: Eukaryota; Viridiplantae; Streptophyta; Magnoliopsida; Ericales; Balsaminaceae
Product: WPP domain-interacting tail-anchored protein 1-like
Exons: 4
Coding region: 21-2057 (678 amino acids)
Source: RefSeq, a predicted model, not a curated record
UUUCCCAGCUCUGAAUUAUUAUGAUGGAUCCUGCUGAUUCUAUUUACCGCCUGUCAAACACCCUCAAAAUAACUCAGCAGCAGCAGCAGCAGCAGCAGGAGGAGGAGGAGGGCACUAUGGACUCACUUCAAAGGGGUGGUGACAUCUUGCAUCAAGUCGGAGCUGCUACCCAAGCUAUAACAAGAGUUGAACUCAAUUUAGCAUGUUGUUCAGAAAAGCUCGUUAACUUGAGCAUACUGGCAAUGCAUGUAGCAACAAGGGAAACUCACUAUGAGGCAUUUGCUUUAGAAAAUGAGCAUAUCUCCGCAGAUUCUGCUGAAAAGGCUUUGGAAUUUGAUCUAUUGUUAGCAACUCUCGACUCGGAGAUGAAUGAAUUGAACGACUUCGUGACUAGUCUCCAGAGAGAGAUCGAUAAUACCCGUGGGGUUAUGUCUUUCUUUAAACACUCCGAACAAACUUACCAAGAAAUGGAUGACAAGAUGCGUGAUUCUCAACAUUCACUGCACCAAUCACUAGACCAGCUCUCAGGUUUAAGAGACCAAUCUUCAGCCUUCUCUAGAAUCUUGUCUAGUUUCUCCGGAGAAGAAAAUCGAAAAGGCAUGGAUAAUCAUUUGAAAGAUGGUGGUGGAUUGUUGAACCAGAAUGUAAAUAUAAAAAUGCAAACUGCUGAACAAAAGAAGCAAUUUCUGAGGAUGCUAGAACAAUCAUUGGCCAGAGAGUUGGAACUUGAGACGAAGUUAUCUGAGGCAAGACAGACUGAAGAGGAGCUUAAAUUAAGGUUGCACUCAUCCGAACAAAAAAUUGUUUUCUUGGAAGAAGAAGAAGAAACCAUUUCAGAAAAUUUGUUUGAGGCAGGAAAUGCUUCUGAGAUCCUGAUGGGAACAUCAAAAGAAAUAUUGGGUCAGCUCCAGAUUGCUCAGUUUAAUCGAAGUGGUUCAAUGGAUCGUGAAGGGACCUUGAGAUCCCAGCUUCAAGAUUCUAUGCAGAAAUUGACAGUUCAUGAGACUGCAAUAGUUAAACUUGAUUCCGAAAACUUAACUUUGAGGGAGAGAAUAAAUUCGCUUGAGAACCAACUGAAAGAUGGUAAGCUUGAAAGGACAAUAGAGGAUCUAAAAGAAACAAAUCUUAUAACUGAAAGCAGAGCUGUGAUCGCUGAAUCACAGUGUGAACUGCUUACUGAAAUAAAUAGUAAACUCAGUGAGGAGAUGAAGAUUCUUACAAGAACUGGAAACACUUGUAAGAAUGUUGAGUCUCUCGAAAGGCAGUUGAGGGAAACAGAUAUCCAGUUGCAGCAUGCAUUAGCCUCAGCGGAAGCUAGUCAAGAGAAGCAGAACAUGUCAGACGCAAUAAUAUUUGAUAUGGAGAACGUAAUUAAGGAUUUGAAGUUGAGAGUUUCAAAAGCCGAAAGUCGUGCAGAAAGCACGGAGGAGAAGUGUAUUACGUUGUCAGAGUUCAACGCAGAGCUGAAUGAAGAAUUAAAUAUUUCGAGAGACAGAAUAGAAUGCCUGGAAACAUCAGUAUACCAAGCUGAGGAAACAAAAGCUGCAACUGCUAAGACCAUUAAUCUCCGGUCUAAGAUGAUCACGGAUCUAGUCAUGCAACUAGCCAUUGAAAGGGAGCGCCUCUGCAAGCAGAUCACUUCAUUGAUGAAGGAGAAUAAGCUUCUGAAUGACAAGGUCCGUCGUCGUCAUCAUCCUAGACCCGUAGGAGAUGAUAGUGUCAAUGGUCAAGAAUUUGUGGUCUCUAAGUGUGAAAUUGAGAGUGUAGCAGCAACAACAACAACAUCUUUGAAUGAUAUUAAAGAAGUAGUAUCGGCAGCUGCCAGUCUUAAUAAAAUGGAGAAGACAGCAGAUGAUGAUGAUGAUGAUGAUAAUUCAGCUGGCAUCACAAGUGAGACUACAGAUUCUAGGGCAACAGUUGAAUCGGUUAGGAACAUAGAUGGUAGGCAGCUAAAUUUAAAAUUUGUUGUUGUGUUGGCUGUUGCUGCUGCUGUUCUUGCUUUAGUAGUUUCAGCGUGUCUGUCUGAGCAACCCAUCAUCAUCAGGAGGCACCUUUAAACUUACAAAAACGUCUCAAGAAGAAGAAGAAGCUAUAGAUUGAACUUUGAAAGGUAAUCAAAUCAAACUAAUAAUAUUAUAUAUAAACUAUUAGUGCACCUCAUAUGUUGAUAGAGUUCACAACAUUUUGCUCCCUAAACCAUCAAUCUAUAUCAAUCUAUAUCUAAAGAAAAUGGUAUUUUUGCUUCCAAAUAAUAAAAUGAUUCCAGGGUAAUAAAGGUGUGUUGGAUUUUGUUCUGAAACUUUUAGAGGUCAUCAUAUAUAUAUAUAUAUAUAUAUAUAUAUAUAUGUUAAUUGUUUAGCAAAUGAGCAUGCAAGUAUUAUUAUUAUUAUUAUUAUCAUCAAGCCUCCCCAGGCUAUGCUAUUGUUUUUAAGGGAUAGCUUAAUUUUUUUACUCAUCAAUUCAAUAAUAAUAAUAAUAAUAAUAAUUGGGUUU